Egretta garzetta (little egret) is the source of this 1287-nucleotide messenger RNA. RefSeq names its product deleted in malignant brain tumors 1 protein-like. The record is from RefSeq and is a predicted model, not a curated record. NCBI's taxonomy places the organism in Eukaryota, Metazoa, Chordata, Aves, Pelecaniformes, Ardeidae. Gene Ontology annotation, cellular component: membrane. Bases 1 to 1287 code for a protein of 428 amino acids. The transcript has 5 exons.
AUGGGCAUGGGUUUUUUGGGACAUUACCUCCUGUCCCAGCACAGCAAUCUGGCUGCCUUCGCCGCAGCAGGGAUCCUCAUCUACCUGGUGUGCCUCUGCGACUCUUUUGCUUCCCAGCGGGCUCCCCUCAUCCUGUCAGAUGGCCUGCACUGCUGCACUGGCAGGGUCAAGGUCUUCCACAAGAACCUGUGGGGAAGAGUAUGUGAUGACCACUGGGGCAUGGAGGAUGCUGGUGUGGUCUGCCGGCAGCUGGGCUGUGGCGUGGUGCUGCCAGCACCCACGGCCGAGCAUUUCAGGGCAGGGUCUGGUCCCAUCUGGCUGGACAACAUCAACUGCACGGGGAUGGAGGUGGCCCUGUCUUACUGCAGCAUGAAGGGCUGGGGAAAGUACAACUGCCACCACGGCGAAGAUGCCGGUGUGGUGUGCUCAAACUCAUCCAGCCACCCUACGACCGUCCGCAUCGGUCCUGCAGAGCUCCGCCUGGUGAAUGGCCCAAAUCACUGCUCUGGAAGAGUAGAGGUGAUGCACAACCACCAGUGGGGAACUGUGUGUGAUGAUGACUGGAGCUUCCCCGACGCCAACGUAGUGUGCCGGCAGCUGGGCUGCACGACCACCACCAACACAUCAUCUCUCCUGCGCCUGGAGAACGGCCACGGCCGCUGCGCAGGGCGUGUGGAGGUGUUCCACCACCGUCAGUGGGGGACGGUGUGCGACAACGGCUGGAGCCUGGCUGAGGCAGCGGUCGUCUGCCGGCAGCUGGGCUGCGGAACAGCCAUCUCAGCCCCGGGCUCGGCUCACUUUGGGCAAGGGUCUGGCCGCAUCUGGCUGGAUAAGGUGAACUGCACGGGGGAAGAAGCUGCCCUCUCCGAAUGCCAGGCCAAGCCAUGGGGAUCCAACAGCUGUGACCAUCGGAGAGAUGCUGGUGUGGUGUGCUCAGCCGAUCCACAUGUGGCCACUUCAGGGCAGCACCCACUGCGGCUGGCAAACGGCUCGAACAACUGCCUGGGGAGAGUUGAGGUCUUUCACGACCAGAAGUGGGGGACAGUGUGCGACGACACCUGGGACCUCCAUGAUGCCGCUGUGGUGUGCAGGCAGUUGGGCUGCGGGAUGGCACUGUCGGCACCGGGCUCAGCUCAUUUUGGACCAGGGUCAGAUCCCAUCUGGCUGGACGGCACUUACUGCACAGGGUCCGAGUCCUCCCUCACCGCCUGUGAGCUGAGCAACUGGGGAGAGCACAACUGUGGCCACAGCGAGGAUGCUGGUGUGGUGUGCUCAGGUGACACCUGA